Molecule: messenger RNA, 2694 nt
Organism: Cyprinodon variegatus (sheepshead minnow)
Lineage: Eukaryota; Metazoa; Chordata; Actinopteri; Cyprinodontiformes; Cyprinodontidae
Gene: rflna
Product: filamin-interacting protein FAM101A-like
Exons: 4
Coding region: 377-1039 (220 amino acids)
Biological process (GO): negative regulation of chondrocyte development; actin filament bundle organization; skeletal system morphogenesis
Cellular component (GO): actin filament bundle
Molecular function (GO): filamin binding
Source: RefSeq, a predicted model, not a curated record
CAGUCCGCAGAAACACUGAAGCAGAGCGCAGCGAAGGAGCGCAGCUCAUCCAGAUCGGUGCCAGACGCACAGCGCGUUUUGGUUAUUUUUAUUAGAGAAACUUUCUUCGCUUUUUUUAUUUUUAUUUUUUUAAGAAAAGCAAAACCUUUAAUUCAAAUUGCAAACAAUGGUUUAUUAGUUAAAGGAUACCUUUGGAUUGAAGUGAUCCACUCCUUACGCGCAGGAACCUUGUUCAGGUGAAAGUGAUUAUUUCCUCUUAGCGCGGCAGCUUGGGCUGAUUUCUUUAUUUAAAAAAGCAGAAGAAAAAAAAAACAGAAACCAAAACUCGCCAGGUUGACUUUAUCUGGGAGGUUUUUGCUGCUGAGCUGUCCCAGAAAUGGUGGGGCACCUACAUUUACAAGCGAUGGAUGACAGCCUUAAAGGAAAGAACCGGGAAGGGCUCCUCGACAGUCCGGAUUCGGGCCUGCCCCCCAGUCCCAGUCCGCCCUUCUGCUCUCUGUCUCCGGCUCCCAUCGAGACGCGCUCCGGCGGCUGCGCGACGCCUGUUGACAGCAUUCCUGGAUGUUACAGAAAGGAGAACAGAGAAGGAAAACUGCUGCCCUACCUGCUGCCGAACUAUACAGGAACAGACCUAAAGUCUCGCAUGCACCCGGUGUUUUACGGAGAAAGCAUCGAAGUCAACCCCAAACCGGAGCAGGAAAUCAAGUGCACAUCUGCGGUCAAGUAUGACUCCGACAAGCAUUACAGAGACCGGGUUUUGUGCGCCCCGGUUCCUACGCCCACCUCCUUCAGCGAAACGGUGGUGGCCGUGCGGAACUGCACUUGGAGAAGCUACAAGUCGCAGGUUUAUCUGGAGCCCAGGCAGAAGCCCGUCAGCUACCAAAGCACCACCAUCAUCUACCCCAAACACGCCAAGAACACUUACCGCACCACCCUCAACUACAACCCCACAGGCUGCCGCCGCUGGUUCGUGUCCACGGUGCAGCUGGAGUCCAGCGAGGAUACGACCCCCUGCGUCAUCUACACAGAGGACCUGUAGGGCCCCGGGAGAGGGGUUCUGCUUCGAGAGACUCUUUUUGAACUUUUUCUUUUGUCUUUUUCUGACGAUAAGGAAUUUGAAAAGAUCCACACUGAAAGGGAAGUACCUGCAGCCAUUGCCUGGAGCUUUAAGACCCCGCUCUUUAAACUCUGGGAACCAGUCAGAUUAUUUUGAUUUCUUACUGUUGCAGUCCCGAAUCGGACCCUCUGUGCUCUGCAGCUGCACUACGGUGGUUAAUGUCUUAUUUGAUACAAGAGCUAGCAACCUGGGAGCCCGUGCUCUGCGUUCGGAUGGUACUGGACCCUGGUGUCUGUAUAUAGGGGGAAGAAUUAAAUCGACACGUGCUGUGGAUCUUACCCAGUCACACCAACGCAAAGUGUUCAGAAUAUGGCUUUAUUGCACUUGUUUUCUACAUGUCACAGUUCCCUCAGAGGAGCUGGCGUAGCGGUGGGGAAUUUCUGUGCUGCCUCUGAAAAGUGGACCAAAAAGUUUGUUUUCUUUGAGUAACUCCGUACACUCAGACUGAAAGCUGGUCAGCAGAGAGCAUCAAGUGUUCAUUAGAAAGCCGGUGUUCUGUCAGGUGAGCAUACCCGGUCAGAUCCAUAGCCGAAACCCGUUUAUCCCUUCAGUUUUGUACGAAAAAUACAUUUUAAACUACCUCAACGGGCGUGUAUCGCUUUAGCCAUGUACAAAAAAAAACCAUUUAAUUACUUAGUUUUUGGUGUUUUUUGAAGCAUAUGGCAUUUGGGACAUGCUAAUGAUACAUGCCCGUUAGGGUUUAAAGGGUAUUUGUUGUACAAAACUAAAGGGAUAAAGGCAAAAAUGACGCGUUGCGCAUGCGUAUUGACUACCAGUGACCAGAUUUGGGUUUUUGUAAAGGAGGACACUUUUUUUGGGGGGGAGGGGCGACUGCUGGGCCGCUGACUGGACCGAACCGGACCAGGCACCAGCUGGGGACGGAGCUACCGAACCUGUCCCUAUCCGCCAGAGUUCCCGGACCAGCCCUGGAUAUAUCCAUUAAAAUCCCAGACUAUUUUGAAAUUCACCCCAGACAUUUUUAAGGUAUGAAAAAUAGGAAAUGUCCUGGAAAAGGAAGACGUCUGGUUACCCUAGUAUUGACUAAAGGUAUAAUGGUCUGACGGGGUAUGCUGAUCUGACGGGACACAGGAUAUCACCAAUUUAGAUUUAAACAAGAUCCUGUAUUUCGGUCUAAAAGUGUAGCUGAAGGGCAGGGAGAUGAAUCAGAGUCAUUGUUUGGAACAGAGAAAUAAGGCUGAAUUUGUUUAGUAAAAUUCAGCAACUGAUAUUCUUGGAGAUUUUGUUGCCGUCACAAUAUAUUUCCUCUACUUAGAGCAAAAUGGAGGUAAAGGCCUUUUAAAAAGAUAACAGUCAGAAUAUAUUUCUAAGCUGCAUUAUUGUGUCCAGAAUAUGAAAUAGUUGAGCCUUACAAGACUACAGGCGGCCUUCUUUUAGCUGUAGCCCCAGAGGCUAAUGCUAACAGCCAAGACCAAAGCUGUGGGGGUUGGCGGCCUAGUGGUUAGGGCAUAGAGCCCCACUCCCAAAGUGCUGCCACUCUGGGUCCCUGAGGAAGACCCCACACUGCUCCCCGGGCGCCGCACAAUGACAGCCCACUGCUCCCCAAGGGGAUGGGUUAA